Ipomoea triloba (trilobed morning glory) is the source of this 1553-nucleotide messenger RNA. Its product is annotated as DUF21 domain-containing protein At2g14520-like. The transcript has 11 exons. NCBI's taxonomy places the organism in Eukaryota, Viridiplantae, Streptophyta, Magnoliopsida, Solanales, Convolvulaceae. Bases 67 to 1353 code for a protein of 428 amino acids. Gene Ontology annotation, biological process: magnesium ion homeostasis. The record is from RefSeq and is a predicted model, not a curated record. Gene Ontology annotation, cellular component: intracellular membrane-bounded organelle.
AUGCUGCAAUUCAUCACAUAAACACCAAAAAGAAGAGAUUUUGAAGAGAGGGAUUGCACCUAAUCCAUGGCAGAAGCAGAGAAGAAGCAUUUACAGUGCUGCGAACCAGAGUUCUUUAUAUACAUUGCAGUGAGUCUUCUGCUAGUUGUGUUCGCUGGAAUGAUGUCCGGGUUGACGUUAGGCCUCAUGUCGAUGAGCAUCGUGGAUCUUGAGGUUACUGCAAAGUCUGGGAAGCCGAGGGACCGCCUUCAUGCAUCCAAGAUCUUGCCAGUAGUGAAAAAGCAGCAUCUGUUACUUUGCACACUUCUUAUCAGUAAUGCUGCAGCUAUGGAGGCACUUCCUAUUUUUCUUGAUGAUUUGGUUCCAGAUCUUGUGGCCAUUCUUCUUUCAGUGACUUUGAUUCUUUUAUUUGGUGAGAUCAUACCACAAUCUGUUUGCUCGAGGUAUGGUUUAGCCAUUGGAGCCGCGGUUGCUCCAGCUGUUCGUGUUCUCAUGUGGUUUUGGUUUCCAGUGGCCUAUCCAAUAAGUAAGCUGUUAGACUGUAUCCUGGGACAUGAGCAUAAAUCUCUGUUUCGACGAGCUGAGCUGAAAACAUUGGUUGAUUUGCAUGGAAAUGAGGCUGGAAAGGGGGGAGAACUAUCAAUUGAUGAGACAACCAUCAUUGCAGGAGCACUUGAACUUGCAGAGAAAACAGCAAAAGAUGCAAUGACCCCCAUAUCUGAAACUUUCACAAUUGAUAUCAAUGCCAUAUUGGACAGGAACACGAUAAAUUUGAUCCUGGAGAAAGGACACAGUAGAGUGCCUGUAUAUUAUGAGCAACCAACAAACUUAGUUGGGCUCAUUCUGGCCAAGAAUUUGGUGACGAUCAAUCCUGCAGACGAGGUACCUGUCAAGAAUGUAACAAUUCGUCGCCUUCCAAGAGUUUCAGAGACGAUGCCCUUGUAUGACAUACUAAACGAGUUCCAGAAAGGACUAAGUCACAUGGCAGUUGUUGUGAAGUGCCAAAAUGAUACAAUGGAGAAAAGAAGCAGCAGCCUGUCAAGCAGAAAUGUGAUGAUAGAUAUUCCUGGAGGGAGUUUUCCACAAAAGAGAAGCUUGAGGGCCAGAAGAUCACUGAGAAGGUUAAGGGGAUUGUCUGCAAAUGCAAAUGUUUCGGUUUCGCGAAGGGAAUACUCAAAGAGCAGAAGGUGGUCAGAAGAAUUUCACCCAGCAGUCCUACCUGUUCAUGAAAAACCAGUUUUAACUCUCACAGCAGAAGAAGUUGUUGGCAUUAUAACCAUGGAAGAUGUCAUAGAACAGCUUCUCAAAGAGGAGAUCUAUGAUGAAACAGAUGACCAUGAUGAGGCUUUUUAGACAGAUAAUAGUGAUGAGAUUGUGUUGCAAAUUUGCAGUGCAUGACAACAGCUUCUUUUUUUUAUUCUUCUAAUGUUUUCUUGUAAGAAUCUAAGAGAAGCCCAUGACAGAAGGAGCAGAACUGGCCUUCUUCCUCAAUUAUAUGUGUAAUUGCUAUGAAUGAAUCAAAUGCAGAACAGCUUUCUGUUCUUGCAUGAAAA